Triplophysa rosa is the source of this 1676-nucleotide messenger RNA. RefSeq names its product germ cell-specific gene 1-like protein. The transcript has 2 exons. NCBI's taxonomy places the organism in Eukaryota, Metazoa, Chordata, Actinopteri, Cypriniformes, Nemacheilidae. The record is from RefSeq and is a predicted model, not a curated record. The coding region runs from base 1 to 402 and encodes 133 amino acids. Gene Ontology annotation, cellular component: plasma membrane.
AUGGUAGCACACAUGAUGUUUACAACAGCAUUCCAGCUAACUGUGAGUCUGGGUCCUGAGGACUGGAAACCACAAAACUGGGACUACAGCUGGUCUUAUAUCUUGGCUUGGAGCUCAUUCACUGCCUGCAUGGCCUCCUCUGUAACAACCAUAAACAGAUACACAAAGACUAUCAUGGAGUUCAAACACAAGAGAAAGAACAUCGAGAAAAACCUGAAGAUCAAGCAGAAGUUGCUGGACCUGGAAUCUCCAGAGCAGGUGUGGGACAUGUACAUCAGCUCUGUGCCCAGUUCAGCUGAGGAGUUUCUGGACCUGUCCAGUUCUGGACGCAAAUUGUCCACCAAUUCAGUCUUCCUAGACCUCAAUGACCUGCCAUCUCCACAAGGAGAGGAAUACUGUUAAGGCCAAUCCAAUAGACUUGAAGAAACAAAGCAUACAGCUUAAUCACUUUCACUUUGUGUGUGUGUGUGUGUGUGUGCGUGCGUGCGUGCGUGCGUGCGUGCGUGCGUGCGUGUGUCUUUCAUGUAGAUUGAAACCGGCCUCACGCUAGAGUAGUUUGACAAAGCAUUCAUUUAAGGCGAUGCGUUAAGAUUUCAUAACUCUGCCAUUUGGCAAAAUGUUCUGUUUGAUGUCCUCUGUUGUUUGAAGGUGUUGCUGUAUGUUUUAGUUUGUUGUUAUUGUGCUGAAACUGCUGAUAUAAACGUUUUUGAAGCUAAAACUGUGAUGGAUAAAUUAAAUGAUUUUCUGAACCCCAGAGAGUCAAAUGUAAUAUAUUUUAUAUGAAAGUAACUGUUUAAAUGACAUUAGAAACAUACACAUACUGUUAGACUGACAAAAUGGUGUAUUCAAUAAAAAUGUGAAAUGUGAAAAUUGAAACAUUACUGUGAACCUGAGGGUAUCUUAAAUGCAUCCAAUUCUAUCUGUUAUAUUGAGAAAAAAAUGCAUUGCUAAGGUUCUUUAACCACCAUUUUUUUCAGUAGACAAAUAUACAGUAAUCAAAUAUUAAACAUCAACUAGAGUAUAUGGGAUAUGUUGAUGUUCCCAUUUUGGGGACAGUUUUUGUGUUCCUUUAUUUUGCUUGGUUAUGUUCAGUUAGCAUAAUAAUAUUAAAAUUUAUAGAUCUGUGUCACUAUGUAUUUGGUAAGGUUCAAGUUAAAAUUAAAGAAAGUUCAUUUAAUUUUUAAAUAAGCUAGCAGCAUGCAAAAAAUAGAAUAAGAAUGUGAAAUACAGAAUUCCAAAGUGUUAUGAACACUAAGAAGGGUGGUACUGUGUCAUUUAUACUAUGGAAAAACUAAAUUAGUUCUUCAUAAUUUCCUAAUUUAUGUAUAUUUGACGUCAAUUACAGAAAAUACAUGUGUAUCAAUGUGUUGAUUAACGUAUUAACUGCCUAUGAGUCUUUGUACUGCCAAAAUGAAGUGUUAACAUUGUUUAUGUGCAAUAAAACUGGGAGGAUUAAAAUGUUUUUUUUACAGCAAUGUACAAGCAGCGUACAGUUACAUAAUGAAAAAGUCCUUUAAACAAUAUUGUAUAUUGAUGACUUAUUUCAUUUGUCGAUUAUUUUGUAUUCCUUCAAAAGUGGGCUAAUUGUUGGAUUUGUUGGUUAUUUAGUGUUUUCUUUUAGCUUUGUGGAUGAAAUGUGGUUUGAGUUGAAAAGGUACCAGAUUUUUUUUAUUGAU